Molecule: messenger RNA, 1901 nt
Organism: Salvia splendens (bonfire salvia)
Lineage: Eukaryota; Viridiplantae; Streptophyta; Magnoliopsida; Lamiales; Lamiaceae
Product: fatty acyl-CoA reductase 2, chloroplastic-like
Exons: 9
Coding region: 27-1739 (570 amino acids)
Biological process (GO): suberin biosynthetic process; long-chain fatty-acyl-CoA metabolic process
Cellular component (GO): intracellular membrane-bounded organelle
Molecular function (GO): alcohol-forming very long-chain fatty acyl-CoA reductase (NADP+) activity
Source: RefSeq, a predicted model, not a curated record
CUUUGUACAAAAAAAAAAAAAAAACAAUGUCGCUCAAACAAAGUGUUUUCUUCACCCCUUUGGUGGAAUUAUCCACUACAAAAUUUAGCAACAAAACCAAACUUCCAAAUUUAUUUUUUGGUAAGUCAAAAUCAAGAAAUAGUGGGAAAAUUAGUUUCAGCCAUAAUGGCUAUCCCUACUUCACUGCUCCCCGCCACCCUCUUGAAUCCGAACUGCCGACGGAGUGCGGCGAGCAGCCUCCGAUGCCAACGGAGUCGGGCACCGGGAUCGGGAUCGGGAUCGGGAUCGGGAUCGAUAGCUUCUUCGAGGGGAAGAACAUUUUCAUUACCGGUGGAACUGGUCUUCUUGGAAAAACUUUGAUAGAAAAGUUACUGAGAUCGACAUCCCUAGGAAAAAUCUUCGUACUUGUUAAGGCAAGUGAUAAGGAGGCUGCGGUUGAAAGACUAACAAAAGAGAUUAUGAACUCGGAUUUGUUCGUAUGUUUACGAGAGAAACAUGGGAGCACAUACGAAGAAUAUGUAAAAUCUAAGUUGAUACCAAUUGUUGGAAAUAUUUGUGAACCAAAUAUUGGAAUGGAUAUAAACUCCGCAAACAAAAUCAUGGAGGAAGUGGAUGUGAUAGUAGAAUCUGCAGCUAGCACAACAUUAAAUGACAGGUACGAUUUUCUACUUGAUAUAAACGUGAAUGCUCCUCUACGCCUCAUGAGGUUCGCCAAGAAAUGCAAGAAUCUCAAGCUUUUUGUGCAUAUUUCCACUGCUUAUGUAAAUGGAAUAAGAGAAGGGAUAAUCUACGAAAAACCUUUGAUCAUGGGAGAAAAUGGAAGAAAACAUGAUGACAACGAUGAGAUUUCUUCAUCCUUGUUUCCUCUAGAUUUGACGGAUGAGAUGAACUUGGCCAUGAAGGCGUGCAUCGCGUCAAAGGAACACGACACCACUAAAGAGCUCAAGAGGCUCGGCCUAGAAAGGGCUGCAUAUUAUGGAUGGUACAAUGCGUAUCAUAUGACGAAGGCGAUGGGGGAAAUGGUCCUUAACGAAACCAGACAAGACGUCCCACUACUUAUCCUGAGGCCAUCGGUCGUGGAGAGUUGCUACAAGGAGCCCGUUCCUGGAUGGAUCCAAGGAAAUAGGAUGUAUGACCCGGUAAUAAUUUCGUACGGGAAAGGACAACUUCCGGCUUAUCUAGCUGAUCCCGAUCUGCACACCGACAUUGUUCCAGUAGACUUUGUGGCGAACACGACGAUUGCAGCUAUUGCGAAGCAUGGAAUCACGAGAAAGGCCGAAGUUAAUGUGUACCACGUGGCAACUGACUUUGUGAACCCUCUAAGAUUUAAUGAAAUGUUCGAAUAUAUAUACGAGCAUUUUAGGGCAUACCCCUUAGUUGAAUAUGAAAAUAUGGUGAAAAUGAGGAUGUUCGACCAGUUUAGCGACUUGUCCAAAUACUUGAGAGAUCGAGUAUCCGAGCGAAAUGCAGUGCUUGGCGAGGACGCGAAGAUUCGGAAACAAAACAAGGCAAGGGUUGCUUAUGCGGAGCAACUAUGCAAGAUGUAUGAGUUCAUAGGAUUCUUCAAAGCUAGGUUCCAUACAGGUAAUACUAGGGCUUUGUUGGAAGAGAUGUCGGAAGAGGAGAGAGAGGUGUUCGAAGUGGAUGCGAUAAAGAUAGACUGGAACAAGUAUUUUGUGGAUAUUCAUAUUCCUGGUUUGAGAAAGCAUGUGGUCAACGGCACUAGACUCUCUGUCUAAUUAAGGAGACUAUAUGUUUUCACAUGUUGUCUAGUCGAUCACAAUUGCAGAAAAAAGAAAGUGGUAGAUUUGUGCAAUUAUGAUUGAUUAGACAUAUACAUAUGAACGUGUGUCCAAACAAUACUCACUCAAUAAUUGUAUCUUGUAUUUUAACGUGCUGGU